CUCUUUUUCUCUUUUUCUCUUAAAAUGGAAUUACCUAAUGUUGGUCAACAUUGCGACCUUUCUCAUUGUAAUUCAUUAGAUUUUUUACCCAUAGUUUGUCCGUUAUGUAAACAUGUGUUUUGUGAAAAACAUAGAUUGCCAUUGAAUCAUGAUUGCUCACAGUGGAAUCUUGUGGACAAGCAACUCAUACAGUGUCAUAAAUGUUUAAAUCUAAUUAGUCCACCCAACUUAGCAAAGUUAAGUCCCGAGCAGACUCUUAAAGAGCACUUGGAGUCAGACUGCAGAAUCUAUCUCUAUCAGGAACCCAAUUCGAAGGUUGAAUUUGAUCGGAAAUGCGCAGUUCAAGGCUGUUAUGAUAUAGAUCCCCGCAUUGGCCCUGUAAGAUGUGAUGGUUGCAGACAAGAUUUUUGUUUAAGACACAGGCAUCUGUCCGCACAUAGCUGUGAAUCUCUACUUGCAGAUGAAAAGAGAAAAGCAGAACGAAAACUGGCAGCGCAGGAAAAAAUAGCUAAAACAUUUAAGGUGACGAAUAAGAUAGAAAAGGCACAAGCAAUUAAACCAGUGCCUGUCAAGAGUAAAAACGGCGGUAUGGUGGAACUCAUGAAGAUGAAGUCUCAAGCAAAGGGAGAUUUAUCUGUUCCGGCCGCUUCUCGUCUAUACAUUUAUGCACAGUGCCCAAAGGAAUCUUUUGUAGAUUCUUUAUCCGUCUUUUUUGAUAAGAAAAUUACUGUUGGAAGAAUGCUUGAUACUCUAGCUGACAUGUGUAAAAUAAACAAUAAGAACAAUACCAUACCUGAUACAGAUCCAGAGGUAAAGAAAGAAAGAGAGUUGACCCCAUAUAACCCAUCUUUUACAGCGUCUUCACAUUUACAAAUGUCCUGAAAUGACAGUCAUGGAUAAUUCUACACGCUUGGAGAAAGCUUUCAAGAACUUGGAUACGAUUCUCCUUGAAAGACAAGGAGCAUUGUCAAUGAAUGAAUAAACUCACAAAGUAAAAAAAAAAAA
Molecule: messenger RNA, 1005 nt
Organism: Rhizopus microsporus ATCC 52813
Lineage: Eukaryota; Fungi; Mucoromycota; Mucoromycetes; Mucorales; Rhizopodaceae
Exons: 5
Coding region: 25-882 (285 amino acids)
Cellular component (GO): cytoplasm
Molecular function (GO): zinc ion binding
Source: RefSeq, a predicted model, not a curated record